Molecule: messenger RNA, 1395 nt
Organism: Thamnophis sirtalis
Lineage: Eukaryota; Metazoa; Chordata; Lepidosauria; Squamata; Natricidae
Source: RefSeq, a predicted model, not a curated record
GGAAUUAUUUUUUACCAGCGAAGAAGCGACCAACUUCCACAUCCGGUAACACGGGCCCCCUCUAGACAAAAAAGGCGCAGACUGACCUGGAAAAGCUUGGCCGGCCCGGCCAUCGGAGGCAACUUACUACUUGAGACAAAUCUGAAACAAUUUGAAGAUGAAAAGGUGUUCAUCUCUUUACACAAGAGGAUCUUGUAUUUACCAAUAGAUCAUUUUGGAUAAAUUCCAAAGGCCAUCCAAUUAGACAACAGAACAAUGACUAAUUUACCAUGAAGAUCCUCAAGUAAGAAAACAUAUCCCAUUACUUGAUGUAGGAAAACAACCUAGAGUUGACAUAAUGGAUUAUUUACAGGCUUUCUGGGAUUUGCAAUAAAACAGCGACUGAACUUAAAGCGUCCUUUUAAGGAGACCCUGUAGUGCAUUACCAUGCCUACCUUGGCUUCUGCUCCUAAAGAACUCUAUCUCUGCACUUCGUUGAAAGACCUGAAUAAAAAGACCGAAGUGAAACCGGAGAAAACGAGCACGAAGAAUUAUGUCCAGAGUGCCGUUAAGAUCUUCAAGGCAGCGGAAGAAAGCCGGUUGGACAGAGAUGAAGAGAAGGCCUAUGUACUUUACAUGAAAUAUGCAACUGUGUAUAAUCUUAUUAAAAAGAGGCCUGACUUCAGACAGCAGCAAGACUACUUUCAUUCACUCCUUGGACUGACCAAUAUUAAAAAGGCUAUUGAAGAAGCCGAACAACUUUCAGAGAGUCUUAAGCUCAGAUAUGAAGAAGCAGAAGUGCGAAAAAAACUGGAGGAGAAAGAAAGACAAGAGGAACAGCAGCAGAAAAAACAAGAAUUAAAAGACGAUGCCAAAACCUCUUCAGAAAUAUCAACGGACCCCAACGGGAAAAAUCAGCUGGUCAACGGAGACAAGAAAAAUGUGGCAGACAGGAAGGAUUCUUCUGAAAAGGGAACAAUCACCGCCGAGAAGCUGUUUACAAUGAUGAUGGACAGAGGCAUCAAGGUUAUGAUCAUGGAUGCCCGGUGCUUAAAAGAUUACCAGGAAUCCUGCAUUAUAAAUUCUGUUUGUGUUCCAGAAGAAGCUAUCAGUCCUGGAGUCACAGCUAACAGGAUUGAAGCUAAACUGCCCGACCCUUCGAAGGAGCCAUGGAAAGAGAGGGUCCAUGUGGAUUAUGUUGUCUUGCUGGACUGGUUCAGUUCAGCGAAGGACCUACAAUUAGGCACAACUUUGCGGAGCCUCAAAGACGCCCUUUUCAAGGUGGGCAAGUCCAGAUUUACAAUUGGCUACUUAGCUUGAUAUAUGAGGAACCCACUCAUGAUUCUAUAGCUGAGGAUAGAAAUGUUGGAGAACAACUUGUCUCAGCUGGGAGGAGGGGUCAAGCAGGGAAUUAGC